AUGUUCGGGAGCCCCGGGUUCUGGGACGAGCGCUACUACGUGAACUGCGAGCCCUUCGAGUGGUACCACGACUACGCGGCGCUCAAGCCGCUGCUGGAGCAGUUCAUGACCAAGGAGAUGCACAUCCUCCUCGUCGGCUGCGGGUCGUCGGAGAUGGCGCGCGACAUGUACGAGGACGGCUACACGUCCCUCUUCAACGUCGACAUCAGCCGCGUCGUCGUCGACGAGAUGGCCAUGCGCUACGACAUGAAGGAGAUCCCGAAGAUGUACUUCGAGGACGACCUCGGCGGCAUCCAGUGGAAGCAGGCCGACGCGACGGACCUGACCGCCAUGUUCAACGACAAGAUCUUCGACGUCGUCGUCGACAAGGCCCUCCUCGACGCGCUCUACUGCUCCGAGGUCCCGGGCAAGCAGACGCACAAGUACCUCCAGGAGAUGGACCGCAUCCUCACGCCCGAGGGCCUCUUCUUCUGCGUCUCCUUCGGCCUCCCCGAGAACCGCCUCGACAAGAUCGAGGACACGGACGAGGAGUCCGACGGGUUCCUCGCCUGGGAGGUCGAGGUCCACGCGAUCCCCAAGCUCAUGCCCAACCAGUACAAGGUCUCCCAGCUCAAGAAGCCCGAGGACGUCUACUACGUCUACACCUGCCGCAAGGAGGAGAAGAUGGACAACGAGAAGAUGCUCAAGAAGAAGGCCGAGAAGGCGCGGGCCGCGGGGAAGAAGAUCCCGACGCGGAACAAGCGGUAA
Messenger RNA from Aureococcus anophagefferens, 747 nucleotides. RefSeq lists its product as hypothetical. The coding region runs from base 1 to 747 and encodes 248 amino acids. Gene Ontology annotation, molecular function: S-adenosylmethionine-dependent methyltransferase activity. Lineage: Eukaryota; Pelagophyceae; Pelagomonadales; Pelagomonadaceae. The transcript is spliced from 2 exons. The record is from RefSeq and is a predicted model, not a curated record.